This is a messenger RNA of Knipowitschia caucasica, 315 nucleotides long. Lineage: Eukaryota; Metazoa; Chordata; Actinopteri; Gobiiformes; Gobiidae. The record is from the annotation of a GenBank genome assembly.
AUGGUGGCCUGUGAUUGGUCCAACACCUUCUACAUUUACAGUACAGGGAUUGGACAGCAGCACAGGUUCCCUCUGAUUGGUGGAUUUCGAGGAGACGUGACUAAUAAUAAUAAUAGAGUUAUUGCACGGCAUCUGAUUGGUGAACACAUCGGCGAGCUCGUUCCUGAUUGGCUCGGGCGUCCCUGUGGGCGGGAGCUAAUGGCGGACGUCAGCCCUCCAAACCCGGUGCCCACUCUUCCCCGGCACGUUGUCCUGCCGAUCGCUGAGCAGAGGAGGUUCACGGACGAAUCACUCCUUUACUCAUCCACCGUUUGA